AUGGGUCCUCAAGAGUUCGAACUAAGGUCGGUGGUUACCCUCACCAAUGAUCCAGAUGUUUCUGGCCUCCUUGCCCAUGGAGCGGUUGUCUACACCCAGCGUCGAAACCCACGUCAGAAAUUGAGUGUCUUGCAGCUAUUUGCGCUGGCAGAUAGAGAAUGGGAUUUGAAUACCCAGAUCAUUGCGUGGGAUGCGGAACCCAUAGAUCUGAAUUUCUGCCCGCAAGACAUUGUUGUCAAGAAGACCAGCCAGGAGCUACUGAGCUCCGCCAAUAGCGAUAUCCAAACCAAUUUGUGGCGGACUUUUGACUGGUAUUACCAGGAGUCGUCAUACGGCAGAGGCAAACGCCAGUAUUAUGCAUCUUCCGUUCCCAAUGGCACCGCUACUGGAGUCUAUCGACAUCACGCGGCCAGAAUGGACUCUACAGCAAACUGUUACUUAACCAAAAACUUCCCGAAAGAGUGCAAGGGUGACAAACCAUUCGCGCCGUCUUUCUACGAGGGUUGGCUGAAUGUCGAUAUUUGUGCUGAGGGAAGUUACGACACUGUGGCCUGGAACACAACUCGAAACAAACAAGAGCACAAUGAGACUUUGUGGUUGUCUAUGAAAUGGGAUAUUCCUGAAGGUCAAGACAGCUCUGGACAAUUUCGAAAUAAUAAUAGCUAUGUCCUCAGAUGCGACAGUGUCUCAAGAAGAGGGUGGUUUCAGCUCCCGAACAACGCAAACGGAGGGAAUCCUGGGCCCUUACGUGACGAGUGGCCUUCGUGGCGAGAACUCAAGUACAAGUUCAACGAUUAUUAUAUCACUAGUCCUCGGUGGGAUAGUGAAUUUCCAGGCGACAGGUAUCCCGCCGCAGAGAUCACGGACGAAGAACUACAAAACUAUCGCGCUCAAUGGAGCUACGCCUACCAAGGGCCCCUCGUGCCUGGCCCACUCAUGACGGCGGCUCUGGCUAUGUUUGGAAAUUCGUCAUUCUUUCAUGGAGCUAGGGUUGCUGACCGAAGCACUUACAACCAGACCAUCGACAACAUCUGUGAUAACUCGUUGUUUCCAAUGCUUGGACUGAUGCCGGACAGUUACAAUCUGGGAUGGUGCAGCCCAUCUGUAAGAAAUCGGAAGCAUAGUCUGGAAAUGCAGGAUGUGAUUUACCACUAUUUUAACGGUCUCAAGAAUGCAGAGGCCACCGAACAAGCACUCGAAAAGGCCAUGUUCUUUGCAAACGAAGCCCUUCUCACCACCGCCGCCUCAUUGCCCCAGAAGCGCCCCAUCUUCUACAGCCCGGGGACUGCAGUCAUGAAGCCGAAAGAGGAUUUGGCGGCGGUGAUAAUUGUCACUGCACUGAUAGGUCUUCAAGUUGUAGCGCUUUGUGUGCUGAUGCGGUUUAUUGGGCGUGUCCCUACGUGGACGGAGACUCUUGAUGCGGAUGCUUUGGCGCAGAUCGGAGGUCAACUGAAGGAAUGGGGAGAGCCCAGACCAGACCUGAGGCAGAUGAAUGGUAUUGUGGGAGUUGAUGAGACUCGACAUCGGGCCGGGACGUCAUCAGUCAGACUGCCGUUGGGGGAGGAUGUUGCUUUGCAGUCAGGGUCUGUACAUUUGACACUUGGCGGGGAGGGAUUGAUCAACAGAGGUGUGAUGAAGAGGGUGCAAGCAGAAACGACUACUGUGGUCGAAGCGUGA
Fusarium tjaetaba is the source of this 1677-nucleotide messenger RNA. RefSeq lists its product as uncharacterized. The record is from RefSeq and is a predicted model, not a curated record. The transcript has 5 exons. Bases 1 to 1677 code for a protein of 558 amino acids. Lineage: Eukaryota; Fungi; Ascomycota; Sordariomycetes; Hypocreales; Nectriaceae.